Closterium sp. Naga37s-1 is the source of this 1257-nucleotide messenger RNA. The record is from the annotation of a GenBank genome assembly. Lineage: Eukaryota; Viridiplantae; Streptophyta; Zygnematophyceae; Desmidiales; Closteriaceae.
AUGCUCGCAUCCGCUGAAUCCGCCCACGAAUCAUCCGACAUGUUCUCUUCUGGCGUCGAUUCGUCCUUGGAAAGAGAGCUCUCGUCGGCGGGACUCACGGGAUUCGCAACCCUUAUCAAGCACGCGGGACUCAUGCCAGAGCUCGAACUCCGCGCGCGACUCGGAUCCGCGCUGACCGUGUUCGCGCCGACCAACGUCGCGCUCAUGCGCGCGGACCCCGCCCUCCUCGCGUUCCUCAAGCUUCCGCGCAACGCCGCGCUGCUCCGCGACGUGCUCCUGUUCCACGUGGUCGCGCGGCCCGUCUCCGCGUUCGCGUGGGAAGGGUCGUACGAGACUAUGCAAGGCGCGCCGAUCGCGCUCCACGUGGACGCGCUGGCGUUCCAGGUUGGCGGAACCAGCGUGAAGCAGUACCGCGCGCUCACGCUCUUCUUGAAUCCCCUCUCCCCCGACGAGCGCCAUUCCGGAGAAGGCGCGCAAUCCGCCGCCGCGUCCGCGCAACUAAGUAUCGAGGGCGGCGCCGGGGGGAGCAGCACGGUCGUGGUUCACACCGUCAACGCGCUCCUCCUGCCUCCCUCCGUCGACGAUCUACUCUUGAUGACCGCCGGUGAUCUCUCUAUCGCCGCCGGGAUGGGCGAAGGCGGACGGCAACUAGCUGAAUCGUCGGGGUCCGGUAGCCCUGCACCCGCGUCAUCUCCCAACCCGGCGCCCGCCCCGCCAGUCCAGCCGUCCCCUCCUCCGCCAACUCCUGCUUCUCCUCCGCCUCCGCCCAAGAGCGGUGCGCGGGUCAUGGUGUGCGAUAAAUGUGCGAAGAAGCUGUCAAAGGUGAUUGUGCCGGACAAGUGGAAGGAGGGCGCGUCCAACACCACUGAGAGCGGCGGCAGGAAGAUCAACGAGAACAAGCUGCUGUCCAAAAAAAAAAGGUACACUCCGUACGCGUCAUCAGCAUCUUUCAAGUGCAUUAUUUGCAAGCAGCAGCUACACCAGGAGGGAAAAUACUGCCACCUAUGCUCUUAUAAGAAAGGUGUGUGUGCCAUGUGUGGCAAGCAGCUGAAGUACAAGGCAUGGUGCAUGUUUCACGCCCACAGCGCAGUCACAGCGAUGAAGAGCACCCCAGCUAGACCAAAGCAGAAGGCGACAAUGGCGGCCACUGCCUGGCUUCUGGACUUGAACACGCCUGUGGAGGAGGAGAGUGCAGCAAUGGCUCUUUCCAUAAAGGGCGCUAGCAUGAGAGCUCUGCAGGAGGGGUUGGAGGGAUAG